CUCAACACUAAUCAUCAUGUUAAAUUUCUGUUUGCUAUAUAACACACAAAAAAAUUCUAUUAAGCUUGAACACUCAUAAACUCAUCUCUUCAAAUAAUGGCGACUCAAAUAAUGCAAAAGAUAUACAGUGUUUUGAUGAUCGUAGUUUUAUUUACGAUGAUGGUUUCAACAUACGCGAGUACGGUCGAGGUGUGUGUUAAGCAUUGUGUCCCGAAUCAGUGCAUGAAAAUUUCUAAAAAGGCAACUAUUCCUUUAUGUGAGAAUGCUUGCAAAAAGCUCUGCAACCAAAACAAAUUUUCUGAUGAGAAAUUCUACGCCAUGCCUCCAGGAGACUUAUGCGAGGGAUUUUUUGGGUUACUAUGUAAUAACUGAAACUUAAGAAAUCCGUAAAAUAUUUUAUGUGUGUGGUUUCCUAUCCUUUAAUUAAUUAAUA
Molecule: messenger RNA, 433 nt
Organism: Arabidopsis lyrata subsp. lyrata
Lineage: Eukaryota; Viridiplantae; Streptophyta; Magnoliopsida; Brassicales; Brassicaceae
Exons: 1
Coding region: 97-372 (91 amino acids)
Source: RefSeq, a predicted model, not a curated record